This is a messenger RNA of Perca flavescens (yellow perch), 1027 nucleotides long. RefSeq names its product coiled-coil-helix-coiled-coil-helix domain containing 7 (gene chchd7). The transcript is spliced from 4 exons. Bases 391 to 648 code for a protein of 85 amino acids. The record is from RefSeq and is a predicted model, not a curated record. Gene Ontology annotation, biological process: mitochondrial respiratory chain complex assembly. Lineage: Eukaryota; Metazoa; Chordata; Actinopteri; Perciformes; Percidae. Gene Ontology annotation, cellular component: mitochondrion.
GCUGAUGUGGCUGUCAUUUGUCGGUGACGGUGCGGGUGAUUUUCCUGGUGCGCUGUUGCAACAACGAGAGUGGAGUUGUCUUGAGCAUGACGGGGAGGUUGUAGCCUAUGGCUUGUGUAGCUUUAUUAGUUAGCGUUAGCCACAUGUAGCCUAUGCUAACGUAUAGCUGUUCACUAGCUUUUGAAGCAGGACGCUCGCUAGCAUUCCAAGGGGAUAUAGGCUAAAUUACAGCAUAGGCUACUUUUUUAAAUAGCUAUUAUUAGCAGUUAUUUUUGGUAGCAUAUUUAAAAAAAAACUGGACCGUCUUCACUGGUGUUGGAUAUUGGGCGCAUCCACAAGUCAUUAGACUACCGCUGGAUACAAGUUGGUAGGCUAUUUUAAAAGAUCCAAAUGGAUAAAAAAGCAGGAAAAGUUCGGAAUCAGGACAUCAACCCAUGCAUCGAGGAAAGCGAUGCCUCCCAGAAGUGUUUGAAUGCCUACAACUACGAUAAAAGCAUGUGUUCGGCCUACUUCCAAAGCUAUAAGAGCUGUAGGAAAUACUGGCACAACAUCAUGGUGCAGAGGAGAAGAGACGGCGUGAGGCCCGACAUGCCCACCGCUGCAGAGAGGCAGGAGAUGCUCGCCACUGUCGGGGGCAAACCGUACUGAGAGUCGGCAGGGUGACGCAGAGACACUGGGAGGACAUUCUGCCGAUGCCAAGGACUGACCUGUCCUCAGGCUCAGGCCGUCUGGGUGGGACCAUCUGGAACGGGUCUCUCCUGAAAUGAAAGGGAUAGAGAGGGAAGUCACAGAAAGACGAGAUAUAAGGUGUAUUAUUUAUUGAGGUUAAUAACAACGUGACGUGAAGUGACACAACAUGAAAAUGACCCGUCUGAAAUAGGCGGCCAGCGGCAGGCUUUUAUACCAACAGUCUGCAUCCGGUGAGUCAGGCUACUGCUGCCCCAAAUCAGUUAAAGGGAAGCUUCACCACCAGCGCAUGACCCCAGGCUCUCUGUCCCGGUCAAGCAGCAGCACAGCUGCACAAAAA